Molecule: messenger RNA, 810 nt
Organism: Macrobrachium nipponense
Lineage: Eukaryota; Metazoa; Arthropoda; Malacostraca; Decapoda; Palaemonidae
Product: glutamic acid-rich protein-like
Exons: 1
Coding region: 1-810 (269 amino acids)
Source: RefSeq, a predicted model, not a curated record
AUGCUCAAAGAGAGAAAGGGGAAAGGAAGGAAAAAUAGACGCAGAAAGAGGCAGGAGAGACAGCAAGAGCGUCUUGGGGAGAAAAGUCCAGUGUUAGAGGAUGGGUUACCCGAAGAAGGUGAACCCAAAGAAAGUUGUGAGACACCUCCAGUCGAUGAGAACAGAAUUCUACCUACUUCACUGAAUGAAGUGGAGAAUGUGAAAGAAGAAUGCCUCAGAGAGAAGAAAGGGAAAGGAAGGAAAAUUAGACGCAGGAAGAGGCAGGAGAGACAGCAAGAGCGUCUUGAGAAGGAAAACACUGCUGUUUCAGAAGCAGCUGCCAGACCUGAAGUGGAAGACAGUGAACCUGAAGAAGGAGGAUCUGGAAGUCCAAGCCUUUCAGAUGAGGACGCACCACUACCCGCUGGGAAGGUCGACGUGGAAAUGGCCCAACUAUCCAUUGCCAAUUCCAUCAACAUCAUCUAUGAUGUGGAACAAUUGGAAAAAGAAUGGAUAAAAGAGGAGAAGAAAGGAAAACGGAGAAACAGGAGAAAGAGGCAGCGAGACCAGAGUGAAGAUUAUGAGCCUGUGAACAGUGAACCUGAAUCAGGAGUUGAAGAAAAUUCAAUAAUAGAGGACACUGUAGAAAUGGAAGACAACAACGAAUCACACGAUGACAGCGAAGAAUCAAAGUAUUGGGAAGAUUCAGAAGAUGAGUUCUCAGAAGAGCAAGAUGAGGAAGACGAGGAGGACUCAGAAGAAGAGGAUGAGGAGGAUGAGGAGGACUCUGAACAAGAUGAGGAGGAUGAGGAGGACUUAGAAGGAAGAUGA